Messenger RNA from Drechmeria coniospora, 411 nucleotides. RefSeq lists its product as uncharacterized. The coding region runs from base 1 to 411 and encodes 136 amino acids. The record is from RefSeq and is a predicted model, not a curated record. Gene Ontology annotation, cellular component: membrane. NCBI's taxonomy places the organism in Eukaryota, Fungi, Ascomycota, Sordariomycetes, Hypocreales, Ophiocordycipitaceae. The transcript has a single exon.
AUGGGUGCCGUCUCCGCCGUUCUCAUCGUUCUCAUCACCAUCCUAUGUAUGGACACCGGCGUUCGCGAGCGGUCUCGAUGCGGAGCAUCUGCUGACGAAAUCGAUAGUCCCUCCAUUCGGCGUGUGGGCGGUGGCGGGAUGCGGCAUGGGUGCGUCCCGAUGGCGAGUGGUAGCAUGGCCGGCAGGGGUCUGUCGCUGACACGGACAGAUCUGUUCAUCAACAUCUGCCUGACGAUUCUCGGCUACCUCCCCGGUCACAUCCACGCAUUCUACAUCGAGUACGUCUACUACGACCGUCGCGAGCAGGCGCUCGAGGGCCGCUUCCCAACCGCGCCCGCGCCCGGCGUCUACUCGGACAACGUCCAGACGGGCGGCCGGGGCUACGGCACCAUGGUGCCGCCAGGUGCCUGA